Messenger RNA from Candidozyma haemuli, 1743 nucleotides. RefSeq lists its product as uncharacterized. Bases 1 to 1743 code for a protein of 580 amino acids. The transcript has a single exon. Gene Ontology annotation, molecular function: tripeptide transmembrane transporter activity; dipeptide transmembrane transporter activity. Gene Ontology annotation, cellular component: plasma membrane; fungal-type vacuole. The record is from RefSeq and is a predicted model, not a curated record. Gene Ontology annotation, biological process: transmembrane transport; oligopeptide transport. Lineage: Eukaryota; Fungi; Ascomycota; Pichiomycetes; Serinales; Metschnikowiaceae.
AUGUCUGCUGAAAAGGAUUACGAGAAGUCUCCAGAUGAGAAGAUGGUGGACGAGAAGUUCAUCAACGCUGACGAGAAGUCGCUUGAAAAGUCCCAGGAUCUUGACUCGUUGCCCCAGUCUGAGGAGGGUGCUGAGCCUACCGAUGAGGAGAUGAAGACCCUCAGACGUGUGUCUAGAAAGAUUCCUCUUUCUUGUUGGCUUGUGGCCCUUGUGGAGUUGUCUGAACGUUUUUCUUACUACGGUUUGUCUACUCCUUUCCAGAACUACAUGCAAAAUACCAAAAACGAUACUCCUAAGGGUGUGUUGGGUUUGAACCAUUCUGGUGCUACUGCCUUGUCCUACUUUUGGCAGUUUUGGUGUUAUGUCACUCCAAUUUUUGGUGCCUGGAUCGCUGAUACGUUUCUUGGUAAGUACCUUACCAUUUGCGUCUUCUGUGUGAUCAUGAUGAUUGGUAUUUUCAUUUUGUUCAUCACUUCGCUUCCUUCGAUCGCUUCUAAGGAUACUUCCUUGGCUGGUUUCAUUGUGGCCAUCAUUGUCAUUGGUAUCGGUACCGGUGGUGUCAAGUCGAACGUCUCGCCUUUGAUCGCUGACCAGGUCCCUAAAUCCAAGCCUUCCAUCAAGAUCUUGAAGUCAGGUGAAAGAGUCAUUGAAGACCCUAACAUUACCAUUCAGAACGUUUUUAUGUUCUUUUACCUUAUGAUUAACGUUGGUUCGCUUUCUGUCAUUGCAACCACCGAAUUGGAGCACAAUGUUGAUUUCUGGGCUGCUUUCCUCUUGCCGCUCUGCUUUUUCUCCAUUGCCAUCGCUGCUCUUGUCUUGGGUAAGAACAACUACGUCAAAGUCCCAGUUGGUGACAAGGUCAUUUCUCGUUCUUUCAAGUGUUCCUUUGUUGCCUUGAAGAGCCUCAGCUACGACGCUGCUAGACCAUCUCUUCACCCAGACAAGGAGUUCCCAUGGAACGACAGAUUUGUCGAUGAGGUUCAGAGAUCUUUGUACGCCUGUAAGGUGUUUGCUUUCUACCCUAUCUACUGGUUGGUGUACGGUCAGAUGAACAACAACUUUGUCUCUCAGGCUGGUCAAAUGGAGCUUCACGGUUUGCCUAAUGAUAUCUUGCAAGCUAUCAACUCCAUCACGCUUAUUGUGUUUAUCCCAAUUUGUGAGAGAUUCGUCUACCCAUUCAUUAGAAGAUUCACUCCUUUCAGAGCCGUCACCAAGAUUUUCUGGGGUUUCAUGUUCGGUGCUGCUGCCAUGGUCUACGCCGGUGUGUUGCAACACUUCAUCUACAAAGCUGGCCCUUGUUAUGACCACCCAAUGGCUUGUGACCCAGCAUUCAAGCAUGUUCCAAACAAUGUCCAUAUUGCCCUUCAGACUCCUUGUUACUUCUUGAUUGGUAUGUCUGAAAUUUUUGCUUCUAUUACCGGUUUGGAGUACGCAUACACCAAGGCUCCAGUGAACAUGAAGUCUUUCAUCAUGUCUAUUUUCCUUCUUAUGAAUGCUUUCGGUUCUGCCCUUGGUAUUGCGCUUUCUCCAGUUUCUGAGGACCCAAAGAUGGUCUGGACCUUCUGUGGUUUGGGUAUCUCUUGUUUCAUUGCUGGUUGGAUCUUCUGGUUCUUGUUCAAGCACUACAACUACAGAGAGGACGAAUGGAACAGUUUGGAUUACAAUGAUAAGAAUGGUGAACAUAACGACCCUGAGUUGGAGCCUGUGGUUUCGCUCACCCGCUCUUUCAAGCAGUUGCGUUAG